CAUCCCCCUACAACACACUCAUACCCAUCUAUACAACACCCUCCCCCUACGUCCUUCCCACAGGUCGUAUAUCCCGAUCCACACUCGCCCACUGUUCCACCCGCGCAGGACUGCCCCGCUGGACAGCAUCCUACCUCACUUCCCACCAGCUCGCAUGUUUCGUCGUCACCGCAGCAGGUGGAGGGGCGGUUGAUGGAUGUGCAGGGGGAGGUGUUGGGGGGACAGGUGAAUGCUCGGGCGAAGAGUUGGCGGAUUUGGUGGAGGGCGUUUUGUGGGGUUGGGGUUGGGGUUGUUGGGGCGUUGAGGGGGUAGAUGCGGGGGUGAUGGGUAUUAUUUUCUUCGUCUCUUUUGGCUUUUGAUGCUCCUGGCGCUGCUUCGGGUGGGUGGGGAUUGAAUUGAUGAGAUGUAGAGGAAGAUAUAUUUGCGAAAAGCCAAUACUCCGGAAGAAACUUCUCGCCUUCGUCGGGGGUCAUUUUGCGGAUUUGGAGGGGUCUUUCAUUUUUGCUAGAUUCAGUAUUGGGUCCAGCUGCUGCUGAUGCUGGUCCUGUUCCCAGUAGGAAGGCGGCAAUCCAGGGUGUCAGAUGGGUGGAUUUCAUUCUUUCCGUGGAUAGACUAAGAUCGCCAGUCGAUCGUGGGACUCCCGAGUCGGACUCAUGAUCGCUGGCAGCUAU
Molecule: messenger RNA, 671 nt
Organism: Aspergillus candidus
Lineage: Eukaryota; Fungi; Ascomycota; Eurotiomycetes; Eurotiales; Aspergillaceae
Exons: 2
Source: RefSeq, a predicted model, not a curated record